This is a messenger RNA of Danio aesculapii, 1534 nucleotides long. RefSeq lists its product as uncharacterized. Bases 171 to 1097 code for a protein of 308 amino acids. The record is from RefSeq and is a predicted model, not a curated record. The transcript is spliced from 6 exons. NCBI's taxonomy places the organism in Eukaryota, Metazoa, Chordata, Actinopteri, Cypriniformes, Danionidae.
CGUGUUGUACAAUAGUGUACAGCCUUUACAUCACGACGGAAGUACGACCGCUUAUCAUCAGGCUAUUACUGUGCUAUUAAAGAUCGAGCAUCUGAAUCUGCGCUUUGGAACCUCACCGAUGUAACUUUUCGCUCGCGCUCUUAUGUUUAACGUGGAUUUAUUUUCGGAGGAUGUUUGUUGAGAGGUUCCGAAGACUGAUUAACAAUGGAUCCUUCUUUUGUUUGUGUUUGUUGAUCGCAAAUGGUGUGUUUGGUGCUGAUACAGAUAAAGUAAAGUCAGUAUCUGUGAUGGAGGGCGAUUCUGUCCUUCUGAACACAGAUGUUACUGAUGUCAAAAGAGAUUAUCAGAUACUGUGGAUGUUUGGACCUCAAGAGAGUCGGAUAGCUGAAAUUUAUAAGGAGAACAUAGAUUUUUAUGACAGUAAUGGGACAUAUGGAGACAGACUAAAGAUGGACAAUAAAACUGGGUCUCUGACAAUCACAAAAAUUAGAAUUGUACACUCUGGACUUUAUAAACUAAACAUCAUCAGCAGUGGAGGAUCUUCAUACCUGAGAUUCAGUGUUACUGUCUAUGCUCGUCUGCCCACUCCUGUCAUCACAGAGAAAUCUACAUCAGUUCAAAAUCCGUCAUCAUCAUCCCCAGUCCCCAAAUGUGCGUUCGACUGUUCUGUGUUGAACGUGAGCAAUGCGAGUCUCUCCUGGUACAAAGGAAACCGUUUAUUCUCCAGCUACGAAGUGUCUGAUCUCAACAACAGCAUCUAUCUGCACCUGGAGUGUCUGGAUGAUUCUUACAGCUGCGUUGUGGCGUAUUCAUUCACCAACCAGACUUCACACCUCAACAACACGCCACACUGUCAGAUAUGCUCAGGGGCUGUUCAUCGCUCACACAUAAUACUGCUGAUUGCUGUUGCUGUAUUGCUGGCAUUGGUGUGUGCUGUAUUUCUGUGCUGUCACCGCAGAAAGUGUAAACAAAUGGGAAAAGCCAAGAUUCAGGAGGAAGAGAUGGAUUAUGCUGAACCAAUAUUCUGUACACAACGUCUUCAGAGUACGGACGUAAUUGCGGAAGAUCACACAGUGUACUCAAGUAUCAGGACAUGAGUUUAGGAUCCAGGAUCUGUUCAUAUUUACCGUUAUCAUAAAUCAACAUUGCCAGUGUUUUUUACUGUAUGUUUAAUAUUUUCCACGUAUGUUAAAGUCAAGGUUUACUUCCAGAACAGUGAGUAAUAUUUAACUCCUGUUUCACAGAGCCAGUAUUUUUAUACAGAAAAUAUCAGUAUUAAAAGGAUCGGAAGUUCAUGUUUAAUAUGUACUUGCACUGUUCAUUUCUUUUUUUAUAGAUCACAUUUUUUAAUAUAGGUUUUAUUUUUGAUUGAUUUAUGUGUUUUUAAAUACGUUUUGUAAUGCUGUAGGGUUUCUUUAUAUAUUAUAAAUACUUCUUUGGCUUUUUAAUGAGUUAAACAGACCGAACAUUGUUCUGUUUUCCUGUUUAUCACUUCUCCACCCUCAUCCUGUUUAUAAAAAGCACUGUAAGAUAA